Molecule: messenger RNA, 780 nt
Organism: Lathyrus oleraceus (garden pea)
Lineage: Eukaryota; Viridiplantae; Streptophyta; Magnoliopsida; Fabales; Fabaceae
Exons: 1
Coding region: 1-780 (259 amino acids)
Molecular function (GO): RNA-DNA hybrid ribonuclease activity; nucleic acid binding
Source: RefSeq, a predicted model, not a curated record
AUGGGGUGUGUCCUAGGCCAAUAUGACGAGAUUGGUAGGAAAGAACACGCAAUAUACUACUUAAGCACGAAAUUCACUGAUUGUAAGACUAGGUUUUCGAUGCAUGAAAAGACUUAUUGUGCACUAGCUUGGGCUACCAAACGCUUAAGGCAGUACAUGCUCACUCAUACAACAUUGUUAAUCUUCAAGAUGGACCCUGUCAAAUACAUCUUCGAGAAGCCUGCUCUAACCGGUAGAGUAGCCCGUUGGAAAAUGGCUUUAACCGAGUACGACAUCCAACAUGUCACUCAAAAGGCCAUAAAAAAGAGCGUAAUGUCUGACUAUCUUGCACAUCAGCCCUUGGAAGACUACCAGUCUAUGCGCUUUGAAUUCCCCAACGAGGACAUCAUGCUAAUCAGAGAUUGCAACAUCACUGGCCCCGAAGAUGGACCAGACCUUAGAUCCCGAUGGACCUUGGUAUUUGAUGGAGCUUCUAAUGCUCAUGGCAAUGGCAUUGGGGCGGUCAUCACCUCCCUAGCUGGUUUUCACCUCCCCUUCACUGCAAGGUUAUGUUUCGAAUGUGCAAACAAUAUGGAGGAGUACGAGGCUUGUAUCUUUGGUAUUGAAGCUGUGAUUGAUCUUAAGAUCAAAAUCCUUGAAGUCUACGGAGAUUCAACCUUGGUUAUUAGCCAAGUUAAAGGGGAUUGGGUCACUAGAGAUCAAAAGCUCAUCCCUUACAAGGAGCUUGUCUUGAAGUUGAUCCCAUACUUUGACGAAAUUACAUUUAAUCUCAUUCCUUGA